AGAUUCUUUAAUUGACCAGUUAUCUCAAAAGGCAUUCAGCGGAUUACGGAAGAGCUCAUAAUUAAUUAUAUCACUCGAAAUAACAAACAUAUUCAUGGCGCCAUCAUGUAACUACAACAGAAAACCGUAUUCAUGGAUUAUUUCCCCUGUACCGAUGACCACUGAACGAUAAGAGCAGCUGUGUGAGUCACGCACACGUUGUUGUGAUCUUAGCGCGUGACUUCCCCGUCACAUGACAUAAGACUGAAAAAGGACGAUAAACUUAUUAUUACGAUCGCAUUUAGUAAACAGUAAAUCGGCGAGAAUAUUUUGCCAUCGACUUACAAAUUACAUUGUAAGUAACCUUGAUAGCCAUACAAAACCCGUAGUUGCUCCAUUGCAAUGUUUUGCUCUUGAUAGUUGACGGGCAGUACCAGUCGGUGCAAAAGCUCUACCCAGCUGAUAAAGAUGAACGCUUUAGUUGCCCUUUGCCACUUCUGUGAACUCCAUGGCCCCCGGACGCUAUUCUGUACAGAGGCCGUCCACCCUCCAUCCCCAUCUCCUGGUUCAGUCAUUCCUGGUGACAGGGAUCGAGAAGGGGACAGAGAGGGCGAAGGUCUCACCAUGAGAGCUAACAGCUCUGCCACACAAAGAGCAGACAUGUGUGAAGGCUGUCGCUCCCUACCUGCGUCUCACCCAGGCUUUGUGAGUGUGGACAGUGAGACAAGAAUCCGCUAUCUGAGCCAUCAACAUCCACGCCAGCCACAGCUCUUCAGUGUGGUGCGACAGGCAUGUGUGCGCAGCCUCAGCUGUGAGGUUUGUCCUGGUCGCGAGGGGCCCAUCUUCUUUGGAGACGAACAGCAUGGAUUUGUUUUUUCUCAUACGUUUUUCAUCAAAGACAGCCUGGCACGGGGCUUCCAGCGCUGGUACAGCAUUGUCGUGGUAGCUAUGGACAGGAUCUACCUCAUCAACUCCUGGCCAUUCCUGUUGCGCCACCUGCGGCUAACCAUUCAGAGUCUACAGAACACAGCACUCAAGGUGUUUGACAGUGAACAGUGUGUGUGUCCUCAGAGGGCUGUGCGUAUGAACAGUGCCUUCUCUCCGGCAGUGUUCCCCCACCAGCGCAGCGGAAACGCAGCCCGUUCCCUCACAUCUCUAACCCAGCACCAAAACCUGUGGGCUAGUCUGCACUCCUCAUUCAGCUGGUUGCUGAAAGCUUGUGGCAGUCGGUUGACUGAGAAGCUUUUAGAAGGAGCACCAACAGAAGACACACUCGUUCUCAUUGAAAGACAAACUGAGCAAGAGGAAGAGAUGAGUGGUUGGGAUGGUGCUGAAGGGGGCGGAUCUAACUCACAGGCCAGCCAAUCAGAGAGUGUACAGGCUAAAGACUUUCAAUUUGAUGAUGGAAGACAAGAGGACCUUAUUGGGCCGAAGUUCAAAUCAUUGAGACAUUUAAGACAGAUCCUGGGUACCACAGAUUUCAGACAACUCACAUGGCAUGUUCUCAUGGGAAACCAAGUCAUAUGGAGAGGUGCAGACCCUGGCCUUAUCCAGUCAGCUUUUAAUGUGCUGAAGGAUUUGCUUCCGGUUGGCUGUGUCCGAGCAGUUCCGUACAGUCCUCACUAUGAGGAAGCAUAUCGAUGCAACUUCCUUGGCCUUAGCCCAGAUGUACCAAUCCCAGCCCAUGUCAGCUCUUCAGAGUUUUCUGUGCUGGUGGAUGUACUUAACGUUGAGCGCAGUUGUGUAAAUCCUGUUUCGGAUGAUGACAUUGUCUCACUCUACCAGUUCAACAUUAGCAGUGCCAAUGCACAACCAACGGAUAAAGGUCCAACUCUGUUGAAUAAGAUCGAAGUUGCUCUUUCUAAUGAGAAUCUGUCGGUGGAGGUGGUCUCUCUCUGCCUCCUUUGUCUGAAAGAGGAGUGGAUGAACAAAGUAAAAGUGCUGUUUAAGUUCUCCAAGGUGGAUGGCAGAGGUAAAGAGGACACUCAAAAGGUUUUAGCCCUGCUGGGGGCCACGGGGCCCGGGGAAGAGGACAAUGUGCGUCUUCUUAAGUUUUGGAUGACAGGACUCAGCAAGCUCUACAAGAGCCAUCUGAUGACUGCAGUCAGAGGUGGAGAAAGAACUUUGAGCCAGUGAGAAAGAGAAAGGGGACAAUUAUAGGCUCAUUGCUUUGAGUUAGCAACAUUGAGUUCGAUGAAAGGAAUGCGUGUGUGCGUGUGUGUGCGCGUGUGUCAAUUACAGAAAAAGGGGCCAAGCCCGAGUGUUUUUUUUUUUUUUUCUGCAUGGUACAGAGAGAAAGUAAAAGAUACUUAAGGCAUGUGCAUUUAAUGGAAUGUUUUUUGUUUUUUUUACUGUCAUGACUAGACAUGUCCAUUUUCUGUCUUUUUCACUGUGUCUAAUAUAACGCAUGGUCCACUGACUUCAUGGGAACUAGGAGUAUUAGUUGACAUGAUGCUGUUUUAUGUCCUUUGUAAUUGACGUAAUCACAAAUCUGUUCAUCUGACAUAUCUGAGAAAAAAUGUCUGUUUUAUCCGCAAUUUUAUUUAUCCUUAUUUGUUAAUUUAUUUUAAAUAAAUGUAUUUUAAACUCA
Molecule: messenger RNA, 2569 nt
Organism: Pimephales promelas (fathead minnow)
Lineage: Eukaryota; Metazoa; Chordata; Actinopteri; Cypriniformes; Leuciscidae
Gene: flcn
Product: folliculin
Biological process (GO): positive regulation of transforming growth factor beta receptor signaling pathway; positive regulation of TORC1 signaling; negative regulation of transcription by RNA polymerase II
Cellular component (GO): cytosol
Molecular function (GO): GTPase activator activity
Source: RefSeq, a predicted model, not a curated record